Messenger RNA from Cucurbita moschata (crookneck pumpkin), 1793 nucleotides. Its product is annotated as ataxin-2 homolog. The record is from RefSeq and is a predicted model, not a curated record. The transcript is spliced from 3 exons. The coding region runs from base 84 to 1595 and encodes 503 amino acids. Lineage: Eukaryota; Viridiplantae; Streptophyta; Magnoliopsida; Cucurbitales; Cucurbitaceae.
UUAAACAAAGUCCUCCUAGAUUUGAAGGCAUCUGAAGAAAAUUCUGGUCUUCAAUCCGUUCUUUCGAUCACUCGGUGCGAUUUAUGGCGUCUGGUUCAGCAGGUCGCUCCAAUUCCGCCCCCAAAGCUUUCGAUUUUGGUUCCGAUGAUAUCCUGUGUUCAUACGAGGACUACGGUAAACAAGACACUUCGAACGGUAGCCACAGCGAUCCCGUCUCCGUUACCAAUUCUAGCAAGGAUUUUCAUAAAGUUAGAAUGUCUACUGCAUUCCCUGCUGCUGCUUCAUAUGGUCAACCAGAUGAUUCCAUCACUCAAGAUGUGGUUUCUGCUGUAGAGAACAGCAUGAAAAAGCAUUCUGAUAAUCUUUUGCGUUUUCUCGAGGGAAUAAGUUCGCGUUUAUCACAACUUGAACUGUAUUGCUAUAACCUCGAUAAAUCUGUUGGAGAAAUGCGUUCUGAUGUAGCUCGUGACCAUGAAGAGGUGGAUUCGAAGCUUAAAUCUCUUGAGAAGCAUCUACAAGAGGUCCACAGGUCUGUACAGAUUAUAAGAGACAAGCAAGAGCUGGCAGAGACUCAAAAAGACCUAGCCAAACUUCAGGUCUCACAGAAAGAGCCAUCUUCAUCAAGCCAUUCGCAAUCGAACGAGGAGAGAGCUUCAUCCGUAGCUUCUGAUCCUAAAAAGAAUGAAAAUCUAUCCGAGAUUCACGGCCAGCAAUUAGCUUUGGCCUUGCCACAUCAGAUUGUCCCACAGCAAAAUCCUAUUGCACCCGCUUCAGCGACUUUGCCUCCGAACGUGCCUCAACAGCAACCGUAUUACAUCUCUCCGACCCAAUUGUCUGGUCAACCACCCCAUAUCCAGCAUGCUCCGGGCCAAUAUAUCUCACCCGAUCCCCAACACCGGGCAUUGCAACCUCAAGAUGUUUCGACCAAUCCCCAACUAAGUCAAUCUCCGCCACAACCAUUCAAUCAAUAUCACCAACAAUGGGCGCAGGUGCCAUCGCAGCAGCCACAACCACCACAGCAGUCUUCUAUGCAACCUCAGAUCCGACCACCCCCUACUUCAGGCUACCCUUAUCCACCGAAUCAACCGAGUUCUGUGCCAGAGACUCUGUCAAGCACCAUGUCUUUCGCAUCUAUUCCUAAUCCGGGUUCGAGUCGCCCGGACCCGGUGCCUUAUGGAUAUGCAGCUGCAAGUGGUGGUUCUUCUCCACAGCAACCUCCUCAAGUAAAAAACACUUAUGGACCAGCGACAGGUGAGGGAUAUUUGCCCCCUGGACAACCAGCAUAUAUGAUGUAUGACAGGGAAAGUGGAAGACCGCCGCACCAUCCGCCUCAACAACCGCACUUCAACCAAAGUGGAUAUCCUCCGGCCGAUGCACCCCAUCAGAUUCCUCAGGCUGCUACAGUCCCUCCCGUUUCAUCCAGGAACCCGAGCCAUUCACAUUUGAUUGAGAAACUGGUCGGCAUGGGGUUCAGGGGCGACCAUGUUGCCAGUAUAAUUCAGCGAAUGGAGGACCGUGGCGAACCUGUUGACUUCAACGGAGUUCUAGACAGGUUGAGUUCUUCUGCAAGUCCAGGUCCACAAAGAGCGUGGUGAGAGUAAUUUAAUCAUCGUCUGUUUGCAGUCGAUACUGGCCAUGACCAGCCUCGUAUAUUGUUCUGGUUUGUGAGAAACCUUGUGUGAAUAUCUUCUACCUGCAUUUUCAAAAUUUUCAAUAUGAUUCCCUCUGGAUGUUUACUUGAACGUUUAGCUGUUAUCAUCAUUUUUUACUGCCAAGUUUUCCGAUUUUGCUUA